Molecule: messenger RNA, 2608 nt
Organism: Darwinula stevensoni
Lineage: Eukaryota; Metazoa; Arthropoda; Ostracoda; Podocopida; Darwinulidae
Source: the annotation of a GenBank genome assembly
AAUGGCGUCGUGCACGUUGUUGACAUAACAUGUGCGUUGCGUUGCUAUCAUGCGCAGUGAAAUGUAUUGUUGCGUUUUUGGAGUUCCCAUGGAACUUUCCAACGUUAAGUGAGUUAUAAAUCUGAAGCAGAAAUAAGUGUGAAUCCCUAUUUGUGACUAUCAACACGCCUUUGUUGCCAUGGCAAGUGCUGCAGCAGCAGAGGCCACUGAAAGUGGUGCGUGGGCCCUACUGGCACUCAAAUCUCUCCCAGCCAGCCCCAUGAAAGCUCAGUGGCAACCUGAUGCCUCGGGUGCAGCUCUUGCUAGACUCGAGGGAAAAGAUUUCGAGUAUUUCAUGCGACAGCAUCACAUUGUGAUUGGGAGAAACAGUUCCAAAGGUGAAGUGGACGUGCACAUGGGACAUUCAAACUUCAUAUCAAGGAGGCACCUUGAGAUAUUCUAUGAAGAACCGCAUUUUUACCUUUGCUGCAAUGGCAAGAAUGGUGUCUUCAUUGAUGGAGUUUUCCAUAGGAAAGGAUCCGGCAAAAGUCUUCUUCCCAAAGUGUGUGUUGUCCGGUUUCCUAGUACAAGUAUUAAAAUCCAGUUCACAUCCUUGAUUGAAGAAGAUGGGAGAGUACCAAAGUCUCAAAUAGCAAGCAUGGGAACAACUGCUUCUGCUUUCAUGGCUCCCUUGCGAAUCAAUAUCCCAAGUGAUCUUGUGGAAAGCAGCCCUAUCCCUUCACCUACUGGCACCAUCAGUGCUGCCAAUUCAUGUCCUGCUAGUCCUCGUAGUGGCAUCAGAUAUUUGGAACCCCCAGAGUUCCUAUCCAUGUACCAAAGACAACCAGGUCUAGCUACAGGAGGGCAAGUAUUGACAUAUACCUCCAAUGGCAAGGACAAAAUUGGAGAUAAGUUUUUGUCCUUGCCUGAAAAUCCUCUCAUCAAUGAUACCCCUGUGCCAAAGGAUGAAGGGAAACCACCAUAUUCUUAUGCACAAUUGAUCGUGCAGGCCAUAUCUCAGUCCCAAGAUAAACAACUUACACUAAGUGGGAUCUAUUCAUAUAUCACCAAGAACUAUCCAUUCUAUCGAACAGCUGACAAGGGCUGGCAGAACUCAAUCCGGCACAAUCUGUCAUUGAAUCGGUACUUCAUGAAAGUACCAAGGUCACAUGAAGAGCCUGGAAAAGGUUCUUUUUGGAGAGUGGACCCAUCAUGUGAGCAGAAGUUGGUAGAACAGGCCUUCAGAAAGAGGCGACAGCGAGUCAUCCCAUGUUUCCGAUCUUCAUUAUCCCCAGGAACUGCUAGUAGCAGGUCUGCACCAGCAUCCCCAAGCCAUGUCAUGCAUAUUGAAUCCUCUCCUCCAACAUCUCUUAUGCCUGAUGGUGGCCCAGGAACCUCUUCCUCCUACAAGAGUGGCCUCUCUUCCAUGCGUGGAUCUGCUUUACAUCUCCCCAUAUCAGAGAGUGCUCCUGUUUCUCCAGCACGUGCAGGCAAUGAUUCAAGUAAUAGUCUCAUUGGAAGUGGAGCCCUCAAUGGAGUAGAGAGUUCUCCACCUCUCAUGUAUUAUUAUGCAGUUCCACUGACACAGUUCACUCAAUCAUCUGUAUCCUCAUCAUCUGCUAUUCAGAUCAAGAGGAUACAAGAUGGGGAAGAUGACGGAGUCACCCCUCAAAAACGACUAGACAACGGAGAUGACAAGGGCCUUGUUUGACUUGGCUCAUUGAACACCUAGUGACUGAAAUUCUUUUUGCCUACUCUUCUACUGUGCUUUUUCCCUUGAACAUGCUUCAUUUUCAUGUUGCCUGAUCCAGUGAACAGGCGUGUCUUCAAACAUGCAUCUCCCCAUACCGAGUGGUCAUCGAUCUCACUGAUGAUAUGAAUUGAUUUGGAGUAGGCUUAUCUUGUGUUUCCUUGCCUUUUCUUUUCUCGAGAAGUAGUUGAUGUGACAGAAGAGUUUGUGUCAUUAAUGUGUUUUGUCCCCUUGAUGUGCUCUCAGGCAAGUUGGCCUGCAGAAAGUUUUUUUUUGUGUUUGAAUACAGAAAGAAAAUAAGUGAACAGGCCAUGGGACUGAUAUAACAAAAAUUUAAUAAGUCUCAAAAGAGAGUUUUGAGCUCUGUGCUUUUGUUGUGGGAAAAAUGAUUUAUCAUGUUUCCCCAAUGAAUGUUCUGAGAGUGAUUGUUCCACUCCUAUACCAUAAUGGUUUCUUUAUGCAUUUUAAUCUUCCUAAGGUAUACUCUUGCUAAUUCUUUUUUGGAAUUUCAAAAAUAUCUGGUGGUACCACUCCCUGGAUGUUCAGCUGUUUGAUGUCAAUGUGCAAUAAGUCUCUUAUUGUAUUGAUUUUGCCCUUCAGUGUGGAUGUCUGCCAGGUGAAAAUUUUUUGAUUGGGGAAGCCAAUGGUUCAUAUGCUUUUUUUCUCACUAAUCCAGUGCUUUGGAGACAAUGUCUGUGCCAGUGUAGGAUUCUAGUAUGGAAGCUUAGCUAAUGUUUUGUUUGGGCUAGUUUGCUUCGGCCAGCAACUUGUAGGAGGGUAUCCUUAUUUACUUCAAUGAAUGUGAUGCUCAGAGAACAAAAGAAAGUGAAGUCUACUCAUAUUGAGUUGCACAGUUCCCUCUUCCCAACCAUGUGUUCC